ACCGCGGGCCCGUUUGUGUAUAAUGCGCACAUGAACUUCGUUAUCUGUGUUUAGUUGUAUUCGUAUUUUUGGGGAUAAUUAAAUGUUAAAUAAGUGAAAGUAUGCAAUAUCUGGAAUUACCGGUUUCUUUGGUUGGCAUCAUAAGAUAUUUUUACACCGUCUUUAUUUUGUGAUUGGCCAUUUGGCACGUGACAGUGCAGUGACAUGUGUUUUUAAAAAUUUUAGUAUUUUAAACAGUUUUGUUUUAGCGUCCUACACAUUAAAAGACGUAAGUUUUUGUUAUUUUAUUAUAAUUAUUAUAUCAAAAUGCCUUUGGUUGACAUAACUAAUCCCGCUGUAAUAAUUUUUCUUAUUGAAAAUUAUGAGAAAGAGAAUCGUUUGCGACUGAAUUGGAUUCAUAAGCAUUGGGAUCAGAUUCAACAGGCCGCGACAUUAACAAGAGAGCCAACUAAUUAUUUCGAAACCGAUGUUAUUUCUCACAACAUGGUCGGUGGCUUGGCUACCAUAACACGGGACCAUGUUGUGGCAGGAUACAAUAGACGCAAGACACCCUUACGUGAUGGGACUUUUAUACCGGGAAUUAAAGAUCUACGAUACGGCCACUCUCUUAUUGACGUCGGGCUCGCUGAGGGUGACGAUCCAAGACUUACUAGACCAAACACAGACCUCUCCAUCGAUCCUGUAAUGCGUCCAGUCGAACCAGAAGUAGCAGAGAUUAUUUACAAACCAAAACCGGAGUUUGGCAAAGACACGUAUUUAGCAAAGCGAGCGAAAGUUAGUCCAGAGAAAAAAUAUUACUUCGCUGAGUGUAGCAAUAACCAGUAUGGCUGGCGUCUCAAAGAUAGUGAAUUACGUCAGAAACCUCUUCACGGAAGGUGCUGGCAUCUAACGAAAGCUUUGCGCAGUAGAGUCGGGCCCAAACCAGAUCCGCCACACUAUAAGCCUUCAGAUAUCCCAGGACGAUCUAAUUGUGUUGGUAUUUAGGUAGAUGACGCUAUUGCGUUUUAUUAAUUAUUUCAUAUAUUUUUUACGAACAUGUUCGUGAAGGAAGAAAUGUUAUUUUUAAUAACUUUUAGAAUCUAUUCUACCUUAUCUUGAUAUUAAACUAAUACCGUGAAAUAUAUGUAAUUUUUCCUUGUA
Molecule: messenger RNA, 1140 nt
Organism: Danaus plexippus (monarch butterfly)
Lineage: Eukaryota; Metazoa; Arthropoda; Insecta; Lepidoptera; Nymphalidae
Exons: 1
Coding region: 307-984 (225 amino acids)
Source: RefSeq, a predicted model, not a curated record